GAAAGCAGUCCUAGUCUUUAAAACCGGGGGAAGUUGGUUUUUCAGCAGUGGCUGAAAUAAGGCAGAAAGAGGUGGUGGUGGUGGAAGAUUGCAGCGCUAGCUCCAGAAGUACAGUUGCCUUUACGUGUUGCAAUAAGCUGAUUUUCCGUUUGCACUCCGCUGAUUGCUUCGUGUUUCACUCCGCGUGUAACCCGACAGCGUUGAGGAGAAAGAAUGGCCGCUAUUCGGAAAAAGCUGGUCGUAGUCGGAGACGGAGCUUGUGGGAAGACCUGCUUGCUGAUCGUUUUCAGCAAAGACGAGUUCCCCGAGGUGUACGUGCCAACGGUGUUUGAGAACUACGUGGCCGACAUUGAGGUGGACAGCAAGCAAGUGGAGCUGGCUCUGUGGGACACUGCCGGGCAGGAGGACUACGACCGCCUCCGCCCUCUCUCCUACCCCGACACCGAUGUCAUCCUGAUGUGCUUCUCCGUGGACAGCCCGGACUCCCUGGAAAACAUCCCCGAAAAAUGGGUGCCGGAAGUGAAGCACUUCUGCCCCAACGUGCCCAUCAUCCUGGUGGCCAACAAGAAGGACCUGCGGAACGACGAGAACGUCCGGAACGAGCUGUCCAGGAUGAAGCAGGAACCGGUGAAAACGGAGGACGGCAGAGCCAUGGCGGUGCGCAUCGGGGCUUACGACUACCUGGAGUGCUCUGCCAAAACCAAGGAAGGGGUGCGGGAGGUGUUCGAGACCGCCACCCGGGCCGCACUGCAGAAGAGAUCCAGACCAUCCGGGGGCUGUUUGAAUUGCUGCAAGCUUUUGUGAACUGUGAAGGACAGUCGCUGCGUGACACGAACUGAAGGAAAAAAAAAAUCCCUUAUUUUUUAAGCGGUAAAGGUUACGGGACAGGCACUCUCCAGUUAGUCUGGUGCCGAGAUUUAACAAAAGAGGGGAAAUAAACCUCAAGAUGGGACUGAAUGAGACUUGCCUUCUCUGCACUCGCGUGACCGAGGACUCCAGGGUGUCAUGCGGAGCUUGACCCCUCGGCAGAACUUGCAUUAAAGACCAGACUAUUGACGUUUACUGUGAUGGUCAGUUUUUGACGGUGGGUUUUGGGGGCGCUGUGCUAAGGCCAAAGCAACGUAGGUCUUGAAAUCGGGGUGAAAUGAUCGGGUUUCUUAAGUGGCGGUGUCUAAUCUGUGGGGAAUUCUGUUAAUUUUGUAAAUCCGACCACCGUCAGUUGCAUUAAGAUUGAGACUGAGGGGGCGAGGAUCCCCCCCCGGGAAGCAAAUUGCAUUCUGAAACCACUUUAUAAAGAAAUUGACAUCUUAAUAAUCCCUAGUUAAAAAGGUGGAAAUUAGGCUUUUUGAGGUGAUUUUUUUUUUUUCCACCCACGAAGUGAUUGCAUUGUACCGUAAGCGAGAGGAGAUGCCUGUCUG
Messenger RNA from Lepisosteus oculatus (spotted gar), 1418 nucleotides. The record is from RefSeq and is a predicted model, not a curated record. NCBI's taxonomy places the organism in Eukaryota, Metazoa, Chordata, Actinopteri, Semionotiformes, Lepisosteidae.